Penicillium pulvis is the source of this 843-nucleotide messenger RNA. Its product is annotated as oxidase ustYa family protein. Lineage: Eukaryota; Fungi; Ascomycota; Eurotiomycetes; Eurotiales; Aspergillaceae. Gene Ontology annotation, biological process: mycotoxin biosynthetic process. The record is from RefSeq and is a predicted model, not a curated record. The transcript is spliced from 5 exons. Bases 1 to 843 code for a protein of 280 amino acids.
AUGUUUAGAGACAAAUUCCCCGAUCUAGAAGAUCCCCGCGAAUCCGAGGAGCACCUCCUGGCAGAAGAAGAAGGCAUAUUGUGGGGCAUAAAUGAGCAAAAUGACGAUUGCAGUUCUUUCACGAAGACCUUCCUUUGGUUCACUGCACUAAGCGUAUUCUUCAUGAGCGGCACUUUGUUCGGGUUCUUCUGGCGGGGUGACUUGGAUAGUCUGUGUAGUGAACAUACCUCACAGUACUCACCCAUUAUGAAAAAGGUUGGGAUCACCUAUAACUUACAUGAGUUCAACGGCUCGCUUCUCAAGGAGAACAUCUUCCGCCAAGAUGCGAGUCCGGAUGUGGAUGCUGCAUGGGAAGCUCUUGGAGUCAAUUAUCGAGGCAUUCGAGUACCCGAAAAAGAUGCAGAGCAAUCGGGUCUCACCGCAGACCAGGUCCAGAUCAAUCCUAAAUAUGGCGGAGGAUAUCCAGCAAACGUGGCAGGUCUCCACCAUUUGCACUGUCUAAACGUUGUUCGACAGUCACUAUACUACAACUACGACUACUAUCGUUCCAAAGAAGAGGGCGUAUUCGGCAACAAUGAUUACAUCUUCCGACGCCAAGUUUCAUACUGCUUAGAUAUCAUUCGGCAGCAACUCAUGUGCACAGUAGACACGGGAGUAUUGGGACAGGUCUGGGUUUACCCCGAUAAUCCAGAGCCACACCUCGACUUCAACACCCACCAUCGGUGCAAGAACUUUGACCAGAUUCGACGCUGGGCUGAGGUGAACCAAAUUCCUAAGGAUCCACCAGUGGAUUAUAUCGCGCCUCCCGCGCCCGGCACCACGAUUUAUAAUGAAAUGCCAUGA